Molecule: messenger RNA, 1300 nt
Organism: Phragmites australis (common reed)
Lineage: Eukaryota; Viridiplantae; Streptophyta; Magnoliopsida; Poales; Poaceae
Product: nuclear transcription factor Y subunit C-4-like
Exons: 3
Coding region: 386-1153 (255 amino acids)
Biological process (GO): regulation of DNA-templated transcription
Cellular component (GO): nucleus
Molecular function (GO): protein heterodimerization activity; DNA-binding transcription activator activity, RNA polymerase II-specific; DNA binding
Source: RefSeq, a predicted model, not a curated record
CCUCGACCUGUUGCGCUCUCUCUCGCUCGAAAGUCGAAACCAGACGCGCCCGACCCAAGCUCGCAUCUCUCUCGCUCCUCUCCUCGCCCGACGAAGCAGCCGCCCUCCCGGUCCCUCCGCACGGCGGAUCCAUCUCGGGCGGAUACACCUUCCACGGAGGCGAAUGAAUCACGCCGCUGAAGUGGAAGGAAUUCGUCCCGUGUAGCUGCCGCCGUCCUCCUCCUCCUCGCCUCUGCUGGACUGGGGUGGCGUGGAGAUCCAGCCGGACUCGGAGGACCGAUUCCUUCUUUUGCUGGGACUGACUGGUUAUGCGAGUACCCACUUUCAAAUUAUUGACAGUGAGUAUGAAAGGAAGAUCAUUGAUUUUGGACGGAGAAGAUUUGAAAUGGAACCAUCCUCACAGCCUCAGCCUGUGAUAGGUAUUACUGCUGGUGGACCACAAGGAUAUCCUGCUGCUGCUGCUGCUGCUGCUUAUCCGCCUCCAGCAAUGGUACCUGGAGCUCCUGCUGUUGUUCCUCUUGGCUCACAGCCAACAGCACCAUUCCCAGCUGAACUCAGUGCUCAGCACCAGCUGGUCUACCAACAAGCUCAGCAAUUUCACCAACAAUUGCAGCAACAGCAACAGAAGCAGCUCAGGGAGUUCUGGACUACCCAGAUGGAUGAGAUCGAGCAGACAACGGACUUCAAGAACCACAGCUUGCCACUUGCAAGGAUAAAGAAGAUAAUGAAGGCUGAUGAGGAUGUGCGGAUGAUCUCUUCUGAAGCUCCUGUUGUCUUUGCGAAGGCAUGCGAGAUAUUCAUAUUAGAGCUGACAUUGAGGUCAUGGAUGCACACUGAGGAGAACAAGCGCCGGACCUUGCAGAAGAAUGAUAUUGCAGCUGCCAUAACUAGGACUGACAUAUAUGACUUCUUGGUGGACAUCAUUCCGAGGGAUGAAAUGAAAGAGGAGGGACUUGGGCUUCCGAGGGUUGGUUUGCCGCCAGCUAUGGGGGCACCAGCUGAUUGUUAUCCACCCUAUUACUAUGUGCCAGCACAGCAGGUGCCAGGGGCUGGAAUGAUGUAUGGUGGUCAGCAGGGUCGCCCGGUGACGUAUGUGUGGCAGCAGCCUCAGGGGCAAGAGGAAGAGCCUCCGGAAGAGCAGCAGCAGUCUUAGGUCAUAGGGUUUCCUAAUGGUAGUUUCGACUUUCGAUGCUGCUAUGCAGCAGUAGAAAAAGAUUGUGAUUUGACAGGUGAUUUGCAACAAAUGUAGGAAUCAUACUAUACCGUUUCAUUCUAAUCCGAUAUUGUAAGGGCUUGUUUG